CUCGAUGAGCUGCAGCGAGGCGAUCGACACCUGGAGACGACAGUCGCCUUGUGCGAAAUUCGCACUCAGCUCCAAGAGCUGACCAAAUCCGUGGAGUCCUGCCAGAGUGAAGUCUCAGAGGUCAAACGUGAUAUGGUGGCCAUCAAACAUGAACUGGACACCGUGCAGCAGGUGAAGGAGGAGAUCGAGGAGCUGCGCGAAUAUGUCGACAGACUGGAGGAGCACACGCACCGACGGAAGCUAAGACUUUUAGAACAAGGUCUCACCUUCUUCCUCACGUACUCGAUCUUCUCGGCGGUUCUGGGGAUGCUGCAGUUCGGCUAUAAUACCGGAGUGAUCAAUGCCCCGGAGAAGAAUAUCGAGAAUUUCAUGAAGGAUGUGUACAAGGACCGCUACGGCGAGGACAUUAGCGAGGAGUUCAUCCAGCAGCUCUACUCGGUGGCGGUGUCCAUCUUUGCCAUUGGCGGCAUGCUCGGCGGUUUCAGUGGCGGCUGGAUGGCCAAUCGAUUUGGCAGAAAAGGCGGCCUACUAUUGAAUAAUGUACUUGGAAUAUCGGGUGCUUGUUUGAUGGGUUUUACCAAAGUUAGUCAUUCCUAUGAAAUGUUAUUCCUUGGCCGAUUUAUAAUUGGCGUUAAUUGUGGCCUCAAUACAUCUCUAGUGCCGAUGUACAUCUCGGAGAUAGCGCCACUGAAUCUACGCGGUGGCUUAGGUACUGUUAAUCAAUUGGCUGUGACUGUAGGUUUACUAUUAUCCCAGGUCCUGGGGAUCGAGCAGAUCCUCGGCACCAACGAGGGCUGGCCCAUACUCCUCGGCCUGGCCAUAUGUCCAGCAAUAUUGCAACUAAUUUUACUGCCCGUCUGCCCAGAGUCGCCACGAUAUUUGCUGAUUACCAAACAAUGGGAGGAGGAGGCACGAAAAGCCCUUCGACGGCUCCGCGCCUCUGGCUCUGUCGAAGAGGACAUUGAGGAGAUGCGCGCCGAGGAGCGUGCCCAGCAGGCCGAGAGCCAUAUCUCCACCAUGGAGCUCAUCUGUUCGCCCACCCUGCGUCCCCCAUUGAUCAUUGGCAUUGUAAUGCAGCUGAGUCAGCAAUUCAGUGGCAUCAACGCCGUCUUCUACUACUCCACAUCGCUGUUCAUGAGCUCGGGUUUGACGGAGGAGAGCGCCAAGUUUGCUACGAUAGGCAUAGGCGCCAUAAUGGUUGUAAUGACACUGGUCUCCAUUCCAUUGAUGGAUCGCACGGGUCGUAGGACUCUGCACUUGUACGGCCUCGGGGGCAUGUUCAUCUUCUCCAUUUUCAUAACGAUUUCGUUCUUGAUCAAGGAAAUGAUCGACUGGAUGUCCUACCUCUCGGUUGUGGCCACCCUCGGAUUUGUGGUCUUCUUUGCCGUUGGCCCCGGAUCCAUACCAUGGAUGAUCACCGCAGAGCUCUUCUCCCAGGGACCACGACCCAGUGCCAUGGCCAUUGCAGUGCUAGUGAAUUGGAUGGCCAAUUUCGUGGUUGGCAUUGGUUUCCCCAGCAUGAAGACUGCUUUGGAGAACUAUACGUUCUUGCCGUUCAGCGUUUUCUUGGCCAUCUUCUGGAUAUUCACGUACAAAAAGGUGCCCGAGACCAAGAACAAGACGUUCGAGGAGAUACUGGCCCUCUUCCGACACAACAAUGGCAGGAGUAUGCUAAACUGCACAAAUAGCUUGGAGCCACAAUCAAUGAAUUCUGGCAUCGAGCAUGCCGCCUUGAUGGUAUCCGAGGAGAAGACCCAACAUGACUCACCUGCAUCAGAGCGAUUUUUAGACGGCGGCCGAAGUACACACCAGGGCCGGAGCGGUGCCUCUGCGCCCCAUCACCUUCGUCAGCAAGCACCUGUCUGCCCGAACAGCGGGCCUUGACUGAGGAACGCCUCACCUCCUGAAACUGCCAGUGUUCGGUCCGUGAGUCGCGCUGAGGAGAUGCCGAUGCCGAUGCCGAUGUCCAUGCAACAGCAGCAACAGCAGCAGCAGCAGCAGUCGCAUCACCAGUCACGAUAUGCCACACACGAAUACGUACAUUGUAGCUAUGAGAAGGAUGUUGUAUGUGAUCAAGCAGCCCCCUCGCAGCAGCCCCAACAGAUGCCACAGCAACAGCAACAGCAACAGCAGCAGCAGCCUCCACCACCACUGCAGAACCAGCCACGCAAGCCACACAGCCAUAGUCCGCAUCAUAGUCGCCACACCUCACCGCACAGCCAUCACUCACAUCAUCAUCAUUAUCGUAGACGUCGUCGCCAGGGCAGCGGGAGUCUGCCAGGAGCCCACACCACUUCCACCCAUCAUUCGGGGCACCACUCGGCGGCAGGCACCACCACGCGCCACGGCGCUGUCUGCGCCGCCAGUCGUCGCCAUCGCUCAGUCACGGAUGUGUCCACCAAUUCCUGCCAGGAUCCCAGUUGCGCGGAUCGUGAGGUCCAGGAGAUAAUGGUGCGCAAGUCCUGCUGCACUUCCUCCUCGCGCACAGAGCUGGCCCAGUUCUUCGCCGAGGAUCUGUACGGCUCCUCGUCGCGACGCCCCAGCAGCUGCUGCACCAGCUCCGACUACUGCUACCAGACGGACUCGACGAGUCUCUACGGCUCCAGGUCCUCGCUCAGCCGCAACAAUUCCAUCAAGUCGGCGUCCGCAGCCAUGCGGAAGCAGCAGCGGCUGCAGCACCGCCAGCCGAGCUACACAUCCAUCUCCUUGAGGGGAUUGAAUGCCAGUCGCCCGAAUAGCCAACUGGGAUCACUGACCUCCAUCUUCGACAGGGCCAAGCAGAUGGCGGGGGAGCUUAAGGCAGGAGAGGACGCGCCAGGCUCUACUCUAGAGAGACAGAGCUCCAAGGGAGCUUUGAGCAACGAUCUCCCCGAAUACGCCUGCUCGCCUUCGCCCAUCCGCUGGAGCUUCCUGGCCGACGGCAAGUCGCCGACGGAGUUCGAGGGCGCUGUAGGAGGGGAAGAGGAGGAGAAGCUAGAUGCCUGGCAGGUGCCAGAGCCAGAGCCCGGGAAAAAGCCCUGCAGGAAGAUCACCAGCGCAGAGACUGCCUGCUGGAAGAGUGGCUCCGUGUACGAUGAGGGUCCCAGUACUUCGGCGGCGGCGGCAGCCCGGAAGCGUCGCGGCAGCAACUACCAUUGCGAAUUCGAGGAAGAGUCCACGACGGUGCUCUUCCAUCAGGAUCCCGGGGAGUCGUUCAACAACUGUUGCAACAACUACAUUCAGUGCAACAGCUACUUGGACCAAGACCUGCAGAUCACCAGCGAGGAUAUCCAUCAGUAUUUGUCCAAGGGCGAUCCCACGGCCACAGAUGUCCUCAACAAUUCGAAGAACUAUCCCUUCCAGCCGAGCAAUGCGCUGGAGUUUCAGUACAAGAACAACUUCCAGCAGGGCGGCGGCAACAACAACAAUACGAACACCACGAACACAGCCUCCAGCGAUGCGGGGGAGUGCUUCCAGAGCUACAGGGCCAGCUCCAAGGAGACGAACCUCAACCAAACGGCGACGACGCCCAUGUCUCCGACCAACAUCAAUCUGUCGACCAGCUCGAACAACAUCAAUAUCGUGUUUAGCAGCAGCCUCGAGCGGAAUGCCAACGAAGUGAAGUUCAUCAACAAUCGGAGUGGAGGAGGCACCUCAGACGAGAGUGGGAUGGUGGGAUGCGAGGGCCAUCAUGCGGGGUAUCUGCCGUACACCUUCCCCAGCUAUGAUUACACGAACAUGUCGGGGAACUCGCACUUCGAGAAGUCCCUGGGGAUCGAUGAGCUGCCCAAAGAGUUCAACGGAGUGGAUGCCUCUACUACCAGCGAGCACUCAUCGUCGCUGCCAUCGCCAUCGCCACAGCCGCUGUACCACCAACACCAGCAGCAGCAGUUCCAUCACUUUGAAUCCUUCGAUGCUCCCUCCGAGCACAAUCUCCUGUCGCAGCCCAUGUCCCCGGGUUCGCCGCUUUCCGGGUCUGUGAAUCCCGCUGGCGACGACGACUUUGUUCAAAUGCAUCACUAUCACGCCUCCACAGCCUCCACCUCCACCUCGCAUUCGCAUGCCCAUCACCACUCGCAAACGCAAACGCAAUCGCACCCGCAAUCGCAAUCGCACCACAGUCACGCUCAUGCUCACACCCAUGCCCAUGGCCAUGGCCACCAUAUGCUGCAGCAUCAGCCACAGGCAGCACAUGCCACGCGCUACGAGGACCCACUCGCCGGGUCUGGGGUCUUGAAGAGAGUGCGCAAGCGUGCACGCAAUUUCCUGCGGAAGAAGUAAAAGAGUGUUCCCCCGUCUCGUGCAUCCCAAUCCCAUAGAUUCGCCGUACUUUGGCCGAAAGUACCUGGUGGUCUCAAAGCAACAGAAACCCCAACAACAGCACCUGGGACG
This is a messenger RNA of Drosophila persimilis, 4371 nucleotides long. RefSeq names its product glucose transporter type 1. Gene Ontology annotation, molecular function: hexose transmembrane transporter activity. Gene Ontology annotation, cellular component: membrane. NCBI's taxonomy places the organism in Eukaryota, Metazoa, Arthropoda, Insecta, Diptera, Drosophilidae. Gene Ontology annotation, biological process: monosaccharide transmembrane transport. The transcript has 13 exons. The record is from RefSeq and is a predicted model, not a curated record.